UGUUGUAUCAUUCCCACGUCCCAACCAAUGUGACCGAUGUGAGCACUCGACGCGAAGCCCGAGCAUGAAUUCGAUAGCUCGUUUCAAUAUCAAAGCCUCCACUCAGAGAACAGGACUGUAAAUUGCCGCGAUGGAGCCAACGAACGGGUGGGUCACUUACAUCACGAUUCACGAUGUCUUCGAUCCGCGCCUGAAGUCAAGUUUGCCUACGUCCUGUUCCUUUUCGAAAACAUAAAUAUCCAGCGCAAAGCCACUCUCUUUCGUUUCAACCCAUCACCAUCCACUUCAAUCUCGUCGACAGUCCUCCAUCGACGCUUUUCAUUCUCAUUCUACUCACCACAGUCGCUUCUUCAAGCAUUUUCGUAACCUUCAACAUGCGUCAAUCCACCGCUUUCGCCAUGCUCAUGGCCACCGCCUUCGCUGCUCCCAUGCAGAAGCGCCAGGACGUCCUUGACCCCAUCACCGAUGGUCUCGGAGCUGCCCUCGCCACUCUCCCAAUCCUUCCUCCUCUUCCUCAGGCCUUGGGCGCUGGUAUCUCCAACCUCAAGCGUGAGGCCGAGCCACAGGAUGUCCUCGACCCCAUCACCGAUGGUCUCGGAGCUGCCCUCGCCACUCUCCCAAUCCUUCCUCCUCUUCCUCAGGCCCUGGGCGCUGGUAUCUCCAACCUUAAGCGCCAGGAGGUCCUCGACCCCAUCACCGACGGUCUCGCUGUCGCCCUCAAGAACGCCGGCCCCAAGGUUGUCGUUCCUCUCACCAACGGCCUCAGCAAGGGUGUCGGCCACUUGAAGCGCCAGGAUGUCCUCGACAAGAUCACCGACGGUCUCGGCGCUGCUGUCGCCGGCUUGACCAUUCUCCCUCCUCUUCCCCAGGGUCUCGGUGAGGGUAUCUCCAACCUCAAGCGCCAGGAGGUUCUCGACCCCAUCACCGACGCCCUCGCUGUCGCCCUCAAGAACGCCGGCCCUGACGUCGUUGUCCCUCUCCUCAACGGUCUGAGCAAGGGUGUUGGUCACCUCAAGCGCCAGCAGGUUCUUGACCCCAUCACCGACGCCCUCGCCAUCGCUCUCAAGAACGCCGGCCCUGACGUCGUCGUUCCCCUCACCAACGGCCUCAGCACCGGCGUCGGCCACCUCAAGCGCCAGGAGGUCCUCGACCCCAUCACUGACGCCCUCGCCAUCGCCCUCAAGAACGCUGGCCCUGACGUCGUUGUCCCUCUCACCAACGGCCUCAGCACUGGUGUUGGUCACCUUUAAAGAGCCAAAGACCUCUGAACAUACCCUCUCGCUCGAGGAAGUCAAAUUCUGGGAAUUUGCGCGAAAAAGCGAAUAUUUUCUUACACGAUAUGAAUGAUCCCUGCUCUGGACGAUGGGUUGAUCAGUUACCCUUGUAAUUAGGCCGUAUAGAGUUCUCUGGAGGAAUCUCUCAGGUCAAUGAUCAAAUGA
Messenger RNA from Dissoconium aciculare CBS 342.82, 1439 nucleotides. RefSeq lists its product as uncharacterized. Bases 375 to 1250 code for a protein of 291 amino acids. The record is from RefSeq and is a predicted model, not a curated record. The transcript has a single exon. NCBI's taxonomy places the organism in Eukaryota, Fungi, Ascomycota, Dothideomycetes, Mycosphaerellales, Dissoconiaceae.